CCUCAAUCUACCAGGCCUGUGCUCGUCCACCAUUCUUUCCCAAUAUCGCCUCCUCGAAAUAUCCUAGCACCUGCGAAAGGAUGAGCUUUAUAUAAGGAGCUCUUUCAUAUAAUGGCUUUGCCUCUCUAAGACCAAUGCAGACUGCACACAAACACGCGCCAUGAUCACUCCUCCGCAGCCCGCCAUGACCGCGCCGCUCGAUCUGGAAUCUGCCGGCCGUGAGUUCGACAAAUGGCUGGAUUGGAAUGGGACUGCAAAUGCCUUUCCACGAGCUCUCGAAGAAGAUAAUCUUGCUACGACAACUCAAAGUCUGCUCACCCUCCCAAUAUCUCCAUCGUCGACCGCGAAUGGGGAUUCCCACCCUACCCAACUCAAGACCGACCUCCUCACCGCUCCUCCCUCUCAAGAUCUGUUGACCCCGCGACACAGUUCAGCUUCUCCAGAAUCACGAUCCAGUCUUGAGAUGCGACUCAGCGGAGAUACCCUCAGAGAACAGCCAACCCCAAGCAUGCGGCCCAUGCUCAAGCGGAAACUGUCACCUACGGACGUACCAACCAUGGACUAUCGCCAUGAUGCACCCAAUCCUGCUGCCAAGAAGCGGCCGCACAAUAUAAUUGAGAAGAGAUAUCGUGCCAAUCUGAAUGAGAAGAUAGCCGAGUUGAGGGACAGCGUGCCUAGUCUUCGUUUCGCUCAAAAGUCCAAGGUUCGGGAGUCAGCCAACGGGGAUUCUGACGAUGACGAUCUGGACGGCCUCACUCCGAGCAACAAGCUCAACAAGGCUUCGAUCUUGACAAAGGCAGUCGAGUACAUUCGCCACCUCGAAUUUCGUACAAAGCGUCUAGAGGAGGAGAACAAGUCGCUAAAAGAACGGCUCGAGACCCUGGACAAGGUCAUCGCUCAAGGCGGUCACGAUGCCCAAAGAGCUGCUGCUUUCACAAGCAACGUGGUGAUAGAAGAAUCUUCACCCGCUUCAAGCACCCAUUCUCCCUCGUCUGCACCGACAAACACAACAGCCAACCCUCCACAAGGAUUGAUUCCACAACCUGAGAGUUGGAGACGUCUACGACAAAAUCAACCCCAAGAACACUAUGGCCACAUCUACGAAACCCCAUCAGAACGCUCCAAAUUCAAGGGCAAAUGGCCUACGAGGAUCGUUCUAGGCUCGAUCGCCAGUCUAAUGGUGAUAGAUGGCCUUAGUGAGUCCGAUAUGGGCUCAAAAUCCCGUGAGAAGGGUCUUUUUGGAAUUCCUCUCGAGCUACUUGACGGCUGGAAAUUUCUACGGUCACCUCGAAUAUACAUGGCCGCUUUCAGCCAGUUCUGUCAGGCCGGUGGCAUCAUACCUUUGAUCAAGGGAUUCAUCGCUCUGACAUUUCUGGCUUUCCUCAUCUUUUCAUACUUGUUCAAUUCGAAGCCUCCGCCAAAGGCUGAUGUCGAGGAGUUGGGCACGCCUUCGAGACAGGUUCCAGCUCCGGCCUCGCCCAUUCAAGUUCGACGCCGCGCCUGGAGCACCAGCAUGCAGGAACUGCAUCUUCCUCACCAUCACUUCUUCCCCGAAUGGAUGGCGAUCACUUGUGAAUGGCUCAAGUAUACCUUUGGCUACGUCUUUGGGGCGCGGGCCUAUGCUUGGCUUACCGGUCGCACCGCUGACGACGACGUGGCUCGGAUCAAGGCCUGGGACAUUGCAAUUGACGCACAAUUGGCUGGUGGUGAUGCCGAAGUGAGCCGAAGCCGAUUGCUCCUCACAAUCUUCGGCGCAGGGACUCUGCCCCGGUCGCCUUUACGGUUGAUGCUGAAGGCCCUCCAUUGCCGGGUGCUGCUGUGGAAUGUGGGCUCACUCGGAACUGGAGUAUCCAGGAUCGCUAACCGCGUCGGGAAAUUCUUUGCAAACAGACAAUGGAGCCGCGCCAAAGACUCGCACGACAAUUUACCCCUGCAUCAUCCGGAUCCCCUCCCUCCGUAUCUCUCGAACAUGCUUGAGAUGCCGUGCGAUCACGUCUUCCUGGACACGGUCUGUCAGAGGGCGUACAAUUUGAUGUAUGAUCGACCCACACAGGAAGAUUCUACAAAUCCUCUGCUUGACGUCGUUGUUGAAGACCAUGCGGUCAGAUCACCGCUUGACGCAGUUGCCGCCUGGCGGUCAAUGGUAUCAUUGACAGAGGCUUUGGAGCUGUCUUUACACUCACCCGAGGCAUCCGAUCGCGUCCAAGAGCACUUGAGCGCUGCGCUCAAAAUCGCGCCACCUGGUUCCGCCGCUGAAACGCGGGCGUUGGCCGCAAGCUCGGUGCUAAGCAAUACUGCUCGCGCGGACUAUUUCGUGCGGGCGUCCGAUGCCAUGAAAAUCCUGUCCACUCCUGUUCCGCAACCAGAAGCCGAGACUCGGCCCCCUUAUUUCAUCGACUCGUCGACUCCGCCAUCAGCUAGGACUGAUAUUAUGAAUUGUUUGCAUUGCGCAGAAGCUUUACGGAUCCUUGAUCGUGAAGAUCACAGUGCCCAGGAUAAUGAAGAGACGGCGUUGGCCUUCUACAAUGCGAAGAAUCUCGAGAUCGAAGGCACGCACCUGUUGACGCAGGCAGCGAGGAAGCAUCUUCUCCAGCGUCUGCCAGCAAUUGAGAAGCCAGCGACCGCUGGGAGAGAAGAGGUUCGCGUUCUACCACACGAUCACAUAUUCGCGGCUGACGUGUUGGGUAUGCAAAAUAGCCAAAACAAGAUCCUGCGCCGGUAUAGCGAGGCCAGCACCGACUCUGGCUAUGAUAGUCAGGAUGCCUGUAUAUCCUACUGGGACAUAGAUGCUGGGUCACUGUCCUCCGCUUAAACAGCUCGAUACCUCUCGCGAGACACGGGAUUACGGUCUGAAUGUUUAAUAAAGAAUCAGAGCUGGUCUUUUCCUGAUGGCGGUAUAAAUGAUAAUGAGCUGCCUCUUGGUCGAAUAGUAUACGGGUUUUGUCGAUGUACAACACUUUUCAAUAUAGGAUUAUGACGAAUUAAUCUAAGACCUUAUGACCGAGC
Messenger RNA from Cladophialophora immunda, 3006 nucleotides. RefSeq lists its product as uncharacterized. Gene Ontology annotation, molecular function: protein dimerization activity. Lineage: Eukaryota; Fungi; Ascomycota; Eurotiomycetes; Chaetothyriales; Herpotrichiellaceae. The transcript has a single exon. The record is from RefSeq and is a predicted model, not a curated record. Gene Ontology annotation, biological process: SREBP signaling pathway; positive regulation of transcription by RNA polymerase II. The coding region runs from base 161 to 2812 and encodes 883 amino acids.